Molecule: messenger RNA, 2909 nt
Organism: Eucalyptus grandis
Lineage: Eukaryota; Viridiplantae; Streptophyta; Magnoliopsida; Myrtales; Myrtaceae
Product: cyclin-dependent kinase inhibitor 7
Exons: 4
Coding region: 110-700 (196 amino acids)
Biological process (GO): negative regulation of cyclin-dependent protein serine/threonine kinase activity
Cellular component (GO): nucleus
Molecular function (GO): cyclin-dependent protein serine/threonine kinase inhibitor activity
Source: RefSeq, a predicted model, not a curated record
CCCCUCCGAGAUAUAUAUAACCCCUCAUCUCAGCCGUCCAUCUCCACCCCGCGCUCUCCCCCGUUUCUUCUCCAAAUCGCCACCGCAGAGAGAGAGAGAGCGCGCUGCGAUGGAAGACCCCCGCUCGACGCGACACCUCAAGCGAGCCGAGCUCGCCGGAGCUCCGACGGCUCCGGCGGCGCCGAAGCGACGGAGGACAGCCUUCGUCGGAGAAGCGCCGUUCGAGCUCCGGUCGGAGGAGCGCGGGGGCGGACCGCCGCUUGUGCUUCGGCGUUCGGACUCGCCGGAGAAGAUCAGCGUUCCGUCGGAGGCCGGAGACUUCGCGUCGAGCUCGAGCUCCGGUCCGUCAGAGCCGCCUCGUUCCUCGGCGAGGAGUGACGAGGACUCCGUCGACGUCGUGAAGGAAAAGAAGUUCGACAUGGUCGGCGACGAUCGACAGCAACAGUCGCGGGCGGAGAGUUUCGAAACCGAAGCAUCGACAUGCAACAGCGAUUUCAGCGGAGAAAGCGCCCCAUCGAAAUCGGAGACGACGAGCGAACGGAGCCCUCCGGCAUCUCCGCCGUCGCGAGCGGAGCUGGAAUCGUUCUUCUUGGAGGCAGAGGAGCGCGAGCGGCAACGGUUCACGGAGAAGUACAACUACGACGUCGCCAUGGACGCCCCCCUCGAAGGCCGCUACGAGUGGAUCCGCUUGAAGCCGUGAGCAGAAAGAGAGAGAGAGACGACGGAGCAGAGAUGAUGACGCCAGGGUGACGCCGAGGUCAGCUCGUCGCGACGUCGAGAGAGAGAGAGAGAGGAGAACUGUUGACUUUCAGUGACGUGUACAGCUUUCGCCGGGAAAUGCCAAAAAAAUCCCCCGCCGGAAAAUUACAAAUAAACACGGAAAUAUGUGUAAUUUCUUUGUUUUUACACAAAAGGUGCAAAAAGGCGUCCUUUUUUUCCGUUUCUGUCCUCGGAUUUAUAUGAAAUUACGAUCUUCGGCCCGCUCUCCUAAAAUUCUAUAUAUCAAAGGGGAAUGAAGAGGGAGAAGAUUCUUGCUAAAAGAGUACUUGAUUAUGGAGGCUAAAAGCGAGAAUAUACUCUCCUUUUUUUUUUCUUUUUCUUUUCUUUUUGGGGGUGGUCAUUGCUAAUAUUUUUCUUGCAGGGGGGCGGUGAGGCAAAAAUCCUCUCGUGUCUCUUUCUUUUUGAUAUCGACGGACGACCCCCCGCGCGCGCACGUCUUUCGGCUGGGGGACCGUUCUUCGUGCAUUGACUCGUCCCCGGCGUUAAACACACGUACGUAUAACUUCUUUCUUCUUUCUUCCCUCCCACCUCUUGCAGACACGCCUCUCGACACACCGCGACACGUGUAUAAAAGACGGCAUAGAUCUUGUAGAUAAGCGAUGUGGGGAUACCUUGAUGCCCCCUCUCGCAUGCAAGCGAGCGAGGUGGGUUGAGGGAGGCUAAUGGAGAUCGAAUUGGAGUGGAAUCUAGCCCCUAUAUCAUAUUAGAAUGUUCAAUUCAAAAGCUUUAGGUCCAUAGGUGAGGGAGGCUAUGUAAAUAUCAAAGGGGCAUGAACUUCCUACACAAGCCACAUGAAAUACUUCAAUUGUCUCCAAGAGCUUUCCACUAGUCGCAUGUGGUAGCUAAAACCAUAGCAUAACAUUUUUUAGAGUGGUCGAAAGUAUGACCCUAAAAACUUACACUUAUAAGUGGAGGGUGACGCUUGUAUAUAAAGAACAGACAAAUUCUAUAAAUGAGUGAUGUAGGAUACUUUAACAGACACAAUAUCAAAGUUGUUUUCUUAAAUAUAUUUCACAAAGUAUAUAUAAUUGCCAUAGUAUAAUUAUGCAUGUUUAUGUUAUUAUUAGUAAGUUAACAUGUCAAGUGCUUUGGAUACUUGUAAAGUCUUAUAACAAAGGGAGAUAAUUAAAGUUGUAACAUUGUAAUCAGUGAAGAAGGUGGGGAUUAUACCAGGCACAUGCCUGAUCCAGAAGCAAGCAAUUUUAUAUCUUGGGGGCGUGUUUUGGUUCUGUGCUUUAUGGACAGAGCUUUCUGAAUUAAAUUUACUCAUGUUCACACUGCUUCCCCCAUUCAGACCAUUCACUUGACGAGCAUCAAAUGGAAACUCAUGUUCUAGAUCUUUGUUCUGGACAUGAAAAUUCAAAUUUUAUUUAAAAAUACCAUAUGUGUAAAGUCAGAUCUCAUAGGAACAAUCGCGAGAUAGAAACAUUCAUUUACUAAAGAUAUGUUAAAUAUAAUUGUCAAAAUCAAAAAUCGUUCAUUUAAUUUCACUUAUUUACAAAGUCUAUAUGCUCUUCACAUACAUAUGCUUGCUCUUGAUCUUUAAUCUCGAGUCUUUCUUGGUUGGAUAUUUUGACAUGAUAUCGCUCAUUUUCUUUGUGUAAAUCUUUGAAUUCCACUCAUAAUUGUCGAUGCGCCUCGUACAUAAAGUAGAUAAAUCCCGGAGGCGAAGGACGUUGGAUACCUUAACAAAUCUCGCCAGAACGAGGAAUUCCAUAUGAUAUUCAAGAAACAGGAGGUCGUGCACGUGUAGUGGGGGAGCGGGGGUGGGUCUCUCCAAGCAAAGGGCUUUUGCUUUGGAUCUGGUGCCACUUUAGUUGAGUUGGGGGAGUGAUGAUGGGACUGCGUUGGGAGGGGAAAGAAUGUUGCCUUUCUUUUCAUUAAUGGAGAUGGGGUUUCGAUCUUGGUGCCUCUCUUUUUCACGCUCCACGAAGCUGAUUGUGGAGGAGCUCGUUAGGGACUUAUUUUAAAAGGGACUCCCUUUUUGUCAAGCAGGAAUUACUUUAGUAACGUUAGGCAGAUGGAUGCCUAUUGUAAAUUUUGAGGACCAAAGUCAAAGAACUUGCCUCGUGAAAUUGAGAUUCCAUAAAGUUAUAGAGGGAUGGAUGCUUCGGCCUAGAUUUAUUUCA